Messenger RNA from Ostrinia furnacalis (Asian corn borer), 805 nucleotides. RefSeq lists its product as uncharacterized. NCBI's taxonomy places the organism in Eukaryota, Metazoa, Arthropoda, Insecta, Lepidoptera, Crambidae. The transcript has 5 exons. The record is from RefSeq and is a predicted model, not a curated record. Bases 346 to 732 code for a protein of 128 amino acids.
AAAAAAAAAGUCAAUGUCUUCUGUGCAUCAAAGAUCAAAAUCAUCUGUGAAAGUCAUCAAACAAACCGAAACAAACGAAUCUUUCUUUUAGAAAAAGUGAUUUUUUACUUUCACAGUGCUCAAAUGGAAUUUCAACAAAAGAAACGAAAACGUAAUCCCAACUGGGAAGAAGUUGAAAAGCUUUAACGAAUUAAACACCAAAGACCGCUGUUUGGUGGAACUAAAACAGCAAUGGCGGGCGAUGAAAGUUGAAGCAAAAAAAAAAAAAACAUUUACAAGAAAGCUUUGAAGGCAACUGGUGGGGGUUGUAAACCUCCAAGUCCUCACCCAGACACCAUAAAAAUCAUGGAAAUGGUGCCGCUGGAGUUUGAAGAGGGUACAAAUGAGUAUGAUUGCGAUACCAUAACUCAACUAGAAAAUCAUCCAGAUCCCAACUUAGAAGAUAUUGUGGAAGAAAUUAAUGAGAUUCCAAUGGAGGAUACACGAUCUCCUUUAAAAUCUACAAACUCAAACAUACCUCCAACACCAAGAAUAAAAAAAUUGAAGGCAAAAGAGAAAUCAAGACUUAAUAGAGAUAUAGCAUUAGUACAAAUGUUACAAGAAGAGCAUAAUCUUAAAGUCAAAAACAUGAGGGAAGCUCAUGAAUGGGCAGAAGAGGAGCAUAAACUCAAAGUGAAAAAACUUAAAUUAGAAAAUAUGCUUCUUGAAGUCCAACUUAACUCUACCAUUUAGUGCAUGCUAGUAAUUUUUUAAAAGAUUGUUACAAUUUAAUUAUUGAAGUAAAAGUAAGAAUAAAAAAAGAGGA